Messenger RNA from Fusarium oxysporum Fo47, 1104 nucleotides. RefSeq lists its product as uncharacterized. NCBI's taxonomy places the organism in Eukaryota, Fungi, Ascomycota, Sordariomycetes, Hypocreales, Nectriaceae. The transcript has 2 exons. The record is from RefSeq and is a predicted model, not a curated record. Bases 49 to 1104 code for a protein of 351 amino acids.
CCCGUCCUCUGGACUCCACCCAAGGCUCAUUUCUUGCCAAAGUCGGCCAUGUUCCCACCACGGGGAGCUACAAACCCUUUAAAUCGCGGGGAUCUGACCAAGAUGGCAGUAUCAUCCUUCCAUCCAUUCCUGAGACGACCUCUUGAGCUUCAGCUCCUGAUUUGGAGCGCAGCUUGUAAUUCCUAUGUUUCAUACCAACCAAAUGAUCAUGCCUUACAUUACGUUGAUCUUGAGCCCAGUUCUGACGGCACUACACUCUUGGCAUAUCACAAAUCCACGGCGGAUGUUGGGGCUUGUAAAGAGUCACGGGAUGUCGUAGCACGACACUCGCGCGUCGAUGGCCAAGACCAGCCUCAUCCUCCUGCGAUGCUCAGCAUUCGUGACAACGAAGGACAUUGGAAUGCUCCUGUUUGCCCGACAAAGGAUAUAUUUUGCAUCAAGUCGAGUAGCUGGGAGACCCCUGACGGCAAUGAUAAGCCGUGGCAGGUAGCUAUUCCAAAUUUGAGCCUGACAGCACCGUCAAAUAUUCCCAUCAAGAACAUCGCAUUCGAAUUCGACCCAACUUGGGAUACAGAUCUUCCUGGAACCUACUACGAUCUCAUGUCAGAGAACUCCGCCCGGGGAUUUUUAUCACGUUUCUGCUAUAACGCAUUCCUCAACAAUUCAAGGGAGUAUAUAAUUUGGCUUUUUGAAAAGACUGGCCAAUGGUCAUGGAGCCGUUGGGGCUCUGAGGAUUACAUGGGCACGUCAUUCCAUGAUUGCGACACAGAAUAUGUCGAAAUGCACCCGCCCUUUGACUGUGAUCAUUGUCACCAUUGGCACAAGUUCGACGGAAUCUUUGACAAUCUCUUCAUAUUCAUACACAACGUCGGUUUUCUCAGCAAAGUUCUUAACCGGAAUCAUCCCGAUUGGAAGCCUGAGCAUGACGACUGGAGGAACGACUGCUUUAGUAGGAUUGAGUUUUAUAUCAAUGAUAACAUCCAGUAUCUUGCUCGUCGGGACAAGCAAGUCGAGCAGUGUCCAGGAAGGGAAUAUAAUGCGCAUCAGCCGCCGACAGGUGCCAGCGAGGAUGAAGAUCUCGAAAUCGUGUCUGAACAACUUUAA